This is a messenger RNA of Bombina bombina (fire-bellied toad), 2382 nucleotides long. RefSeq names its product calcium/calmodulin-dependent protein kinase type IV-like. Lineage: Eukaryota; Metazoa; Chordata; Amphibia; Anura; Bombinatoridae. The record is from RefSeq and is a predicted model, not a curated record. Gene Ontology annotation, biological process: protein phosphorylation. Gene Ontology annotation, molecular function: calcium/calmodulin-dependent protein kinase activity; calmodulin binding; ATP binding. The transcript has 12 exons. The coding region runs from base 237 to 1370 and encodes 377 amino acids.
UUUAAAAAUAAGUACAACGGCAUGCAAUGAAUCAGAUCAUAAAGGAAACGUUCUUUCAAAAUAAGAAUACAGGACAGUUGAUGCACUGAGGAAAGAAGAGAUAAAUUGUCUGAGGAGUAGAAGAUAAAUCAAUGGAGAAUAUUAUCAAGCACUGAAUGAGAACAGAAAUUCAUUACAAAAGCCAGUGUCCAUGCGUGUUAUUCCUGUGAAAAAUAAUCAUUUUGAAUUACGUACCAAUGCCCACAUAUAAACCAGAAGACAUGUACUGGAUUGAUGGAUCACACAGAGAGAAAAGCUUGGAAAAUUUGUAUACAAUAGGUCAAGAACUUGGAAGGGGAGCAACCUCAGCUGUUUUUAGAUGGGAAGAAAAGGGAACAAAAAAGGCAUAUGCUGCUAAAAUAAUAAAAAAAAAUAUUGAUAAAAAGAUUAUAAGAACUGAAAUUGGAGUGUUACUGCGCCUUUCUCAUCCAAACAUUAUUAAACUGAAAGAUAUAUUUGAGUCACCUUUGGAAAUUACAUUAAUUCUUGAACUAGUGACAGGAGGUGAACUUUUUGACAGGAUUGUGGAAUGUGGAUAUUACAGUGAACAAAAUGCAGCCUGUGUUGUACGUCAGAUUCUGGAAGGUGUAGCUUAUCUUCAUGGGAAUGGAGUAGUUCACCGUGACUUAAAACCAGAAAAUCUUCUUUAUGCAGAUAUGGCACCGGAUUCCCUUCUAAAAAUUGCUGAUUUUGGCCUAUCUAAGAUUGUGGAUGGCCAGAUUGCUAUGAAGACCGUAUGCGGUACCCCAGGAUAUUGUGCUCCAGAAAUACUUCAUGGUUCACCGUAUGGUCCAGAAGUUGACAUGUGGUCUGUGGGAGUGAUUACCUACAUUUUAUUAUGUGGCUUUGAACCAUUCUUUGACCCAAGAGGGGAUCAGUAUAUGUACAGCAAGAUUCUAAAUUGUGAUUAUGAGUUCAUUUCUCCCUGGUGGGAUGACAUCUCUCUGAAUGCAAAGGACUUGGUUCAGAAGCUAAUAGUUUUGGAUCCCAAAAAAAGAUUGACAGCCUCUCAAGCUCUACAGCACCCAUGGGUGACUGGGAAAGCAGCAAAGUGUUCACACAUGGAUUGCACACAAAAGAAACUUUUAGAAUUCAAUGCCAGACGCAAGCUAAAGGCCGCCAUGAAAGCUGUAGUGGCCUCAAGCCGCUUGGGAAAUCACAGUCACCAAAGCAGCUCAGAUAACUUACAGGUGUCAGAAGGUACAAGAACAACAGAGAGAAUAGUGCAGGCGGCUACAAGUAGCUUUGUGCCUUCAGGAAGCAUUAAGGCAGAAGCUCCUUCAAACUCUGAACAAAAGGACCCCAAGAAAGGCCCAGAAGUGACUAGUUAAAUAAUGUUAUAUAUGCAUUACUAAGUUGCAUGACAUCUCUUCUAUGUAGACUAAAAUCCUAGUAGGUAAAAAGAUAUGUGUUAAAUAUAAUUUUAACAUAAUAAGGAAUAGUGUUUAUUUGUUCUCAUGAGGUGUGAGUAAACCAGGUAGAAGAUAUUGGGCACAAAAUUAAAAUGCAAUAUGGAUAUCAAUAUUCCAAUAUCUGUACCAAUAUAAAUAUUAUCUGAUCUAUCUGAUUAAGUAUAAAGGAAAUUUUCAAUAUCGAUACACAGAAACACUUCAAGCCAAAAUAAAAAAGGAUUAAACAGCAUCUUAACCGAGCUUAAUUAUGCCAAAUUGAAUUAAUUUGGUCUUCCCUUAUUUCCCCUUUUUAAUAGUUGUUUAAAGAUAUAUUAGCAAGUCUUUGGCAACAUAAAUGGAGAGGAGAGUAAGCUAAUAUCAACAUAUAAUUAAAUAUGCAUUUCAUUUAAAGCGUUCUAUUUACUAACUACAUGAACAGUCAAAUUUAGUUUAUAAAUUGUACACUCUGUACCAUUGUUUAUUAUGGAGCCGAUUUAUCAAAGGGCAAAUGCUUUAUAAAACCUCUGAAAUGUCAGAUUAAAUCAAUCCGGAUUUAUCGUAUUAGGGUGACUGAUAGGCCCUGCUCUUGUGCUAUUGGUUGUGGGCAGCAUAUUUUGCAGUCUGGCAUGGACAGGUUCACUACCUGUGAACCAGUAGGAGACCUGCUCAACAAAGGGCCCUGGUGCAAAACUUUUUAUGGGAACCCCCCAAAGGUAACACAGUAAUAAGCAAUUGUAAAAAUAUGCAUGCGUCUCUGUAUAAGGAUUUUGAAUAUAUAUCUGCUGCUCUGUAUAAAUAUGAGAAGUAUGUAUACUCUGAUGAAUAGGCUAUAUUGUAUAAUGACGGAAUAUCUAUGAUUACGGCACACAAGCCGAAACGCGUAAGUUCAGAGCCUUACACACGGUUAUGUACUGUUUUUUAGAUGAAUGAAUAAACAUAUUUUUUAUCCAGA